Uloborus diversus is the source of this 7899-nucleotide messenger RNA. Its product is annotated as cationic amino acid transporter 2-like. Gene Ontology annotation, molecular function: amino acid transmembrane transporter activity. The record is from RefSeq and is a predicted model, not a curated record. The transcript is spliced from 15 exons. NCBI's taxonomy places the organism in Eukaryota, Metazoa, Arthropoda, Arachnida, Araneae, Uloboridae. Gene Ontology annotation, biological process: transmembrane transport; amino acid transport. Bases 138 to 2129 code for a protein of 663 amino acids. Gene Ontology annotation, cellular component: plasma membrane.
CUGCCUCUCUCGUCACUAGUAGCACAGAAAGAGAGAAUCUGAAUCACAAGGAAGUAUUUGCUCCCAGUUAUCAUCGUGGUUAUUCCUCUCAAGUUUCAGGCAAAGCAUAUAUCAAGUGGGUUGAAUUAACUUCUAAAAUGUCUGGAGCUGGAAAGUUUUUCAAGGCUUUAAUGAGAAGAAAACCUUUAGAAGUUGAUCUUGAAGAAACAAAGUUAAACAGAUGUUUAUCAACCUUGGAUCUAACAGCUUUAGGUAUUGGGAGCACUUUAGGGUUGGGAAUUUAUGUACUUGCUGGUCAGGUAGCAAGCACUAAAGCUGGUCCAGCUGUAACUAUAUCAUUUUUCAUUGCUGCUGUAGCAUCUGUGUUUGCGGGUUUAUGCUAUGCUGAAUUUGGAGCGAGAGUACCAAGAGCAGGUUCUGCUUAUGUUUACAGUUAUGUCACAGUUGGAGAACUGAUGGCUUUUAUUAUUGGUUGGAAUUUGAUAUUAGAGUAUGUUAUUGGAACAGCAUCUGUUGCUAGAGGCUAUAGUGGAUACAUCGAUUCACUUUUUAAUGGUACAAUGCAAAAGCAUAUGAAAGAAGUAAUGCCUAUAGAUAUACCAAAUGUAUCUGAGUAUCCAGAUUUCUUGGCUUUUGGAAUUACCUUGUUGCUAGCUGUGAUGCUUGCUGCUGGAGUAAAAGAAUCCUCUCGCUUUAACAACAUCUUCACUUUAUUGAACUUAGGUGUUGUAGUUUUUGCUAUAAUAGCUGGAGCUAUAAAAUCUGAUCCGGAAAAUUGGAGACUGUCUGAGGUGCCAGACGGUUAUGGAAAAGGGGGAUUUUUGCCCUUUGGUGUUUCUGGUAUGAUGUCUGGAGCUGCCACUUGCUUUUAUGGCUUCAUUGGAUUUGAUUGCAUAGCAACAACAGGUGAAGAAGUAAAGAAUCCUCAGAAAUCUAUUCCAAUCAGCAUUGUGUUAUCUCUUCUCUUUGUAUUCCUUGCUUAUUAUGGUGUUUCAACUGUCCAAACAUUGAUGGUGCCAUACUAUUUGCAAAACAAUCCUGCACCAUUGCCCUAUGUAUUUGACUAUGUAGGAUGGCCAGCUUGUAGAUGGAUAGUUGCUGUUGGAGCUUUAGCCGGACUUUCCACAAGCUUGUUAGGAGCAAUUUUUCCUUUGCCAAGGGUUUUAUAUGCAAUGGGCUCUGAUGGGAUAAUAUUUCGUUUCCUUGCAAAAGUUCAUCCUCGUUAUCAGACUCCAUUGAUUGCUACAGCUGUAUCUGGUGUUUUUGCUGGGUUCAUGGCAAUGAUGUUUAAUGUACACGAACUUGCUGACAUGAUGUCAAUUGGAACUCUUCUAGCUUAUUCAUUAGUAGCCGUUUCUGUUACCAUUCUUAGGUAUCGAUGUGAUGGAAAGGAAUCCAGAUGCAACAGUGAUGCCAAGUAUUCGAGCAUCAACGGUGAAAAAUCCAUGAGUACUAAUGGUCGUACCAAAUCUCCAAGUUUUUCUAACUCUGUGGCUACAUCAUUGGAGAAGAUAUCUGACAGCUCGCUAAUUCGUCAGCUUUUCAACUUAAAUAGAGUACAAAAACCUACUCAAUUUUCAACAAAAAUAAGUGUUUGGUUGAUCAGUAUAAUUUGUUUACUAAUUUGUGCUAUGGAUGCUAUGCUUGCUUUGGAUGAAGAAGGAUUGAUAACCUAUGAAUUACGAUCCUUAAUUUCUUUGGGAGUUGUUCUUUUUAUUAUUUUCAUUUGUCUAAUAAUGCUACAAAGACAGCCUACUGAGCAGAAAAAGCUUUCCUUUAAAGUUCCUUUAGUUCCAUUUAUUCCCAUGCUAAGUGUUGCCAUAAAUGUUUACUUGAUGUUCAAGCUAUCAUCUCUGACUUGGCAGCGAUUUGGUGUUUGGAUGGCUUUAGGCUUCUGUGUUUACUUUUUCUACGGUAUGUGGAAUAGUUCUGAACGAAAACAGAUUCACGCCCCAGCUGUUUAUGUUGUCGAUGCUGCAGAUGUUCAACCUUUAGCUCACAAAGACUUGAAUUCUGGGAUGAAAGGGAAAGCAAGUAUAGAGAGUAAUAUGUCGGAACUUAUGUCAAGUGUAGCCUCUGCGGAUGCAAGAUUAAUAUCAGACAACCCAUCAAAUAGCACCAGAAUAUAAUGAGUGUUGAUGUCUUUUUUAAACGAACUAUAUUUUAUAAUUUGAUUGCAGAAAUAUUUUUAAAAUGUUUUCCAAGAGUGACGAUUUUCAAAUGCAUUCUAACAGAAAUGAGUAAAGUUUGUUUUGAUAAUCUUAUUUGUGGCGAAGCCAUAUUUUAGCAACCUAUUAAUUUUAGUGAUGAGCGGAUAUUCAUCUGCAGGUGCACUUGUAAAAUGUAAUUAUCUUAUUAGUCAUUCAUCAUUUUAUUUUAUUUUUUUUUAUCAUAUGCAUCAUUUCUUACAUAUACUUAUCAUUUUGUUUUAUGCAUUUUUUUUUUCAAAUUUAAUGGCAUCUGUACAUUUUCAUUUUUAAAAAAAAUCAAAGUUGUUAGGUUUUGUAUUUUUUUUAUUUUUAAAGGAAAAGGAUAGUAUUACAAAAGCAGAAGUUUGUUGUCAAUUGUUGUGAAAUGAAAUUAUUUUUGAGAUCUGAAGAAAAUUGUCUUGUUUCCGCUUAACACGUUAUGCCACCUUAAUAAUUGUUUGGUUAUAAUAAAUCAGUCUGCCUGCAGUGAUACAAAGCAGAAUUUAGAAUAAUCUCAAAAAUGGAGUCACAUUAAGGGUUAAUAAGGAAGUAGUAUGUCACACUGCAUACAAAGAAAACUAUUGAUCAUCAUCUGAACAAAAUUACUCUUUAGAAUUCCAUGAUUUAGAAUAUCAUUGGGACUUUCUACAUGCUUUGUAAAAGAUCUUCAAGUGAGAAGUAAUGCUUAAAAUAUGUGAAGUUUAAAUUUGGGAUUAAAAAAAAUAAUAAUACUUUCUUUUUUCACUAUGUUUAUAUUAAUAGUUGCUACAAUGUCUUCCACCCAUCAUUUGAGGAACAGAGAAGGGGGAUGGUAAAUCCUCGUGGAAAAAAAAAAAAAGACUAAAGAUCAUGUUAAGUACAUAAGUUGGACAUUUCAUUUCAUAUGUCAUAGCUAAACCUACUGUAUGGGUUCAACUUCAAAGCUUUUAGUUAAUAAACAUUUGCAUUUGCUGCAAUGGAGUGUGACUCUAAAACUUCUGUUUUAGAUUUGAAUGUUAGAGGAAGAUGUGUUGAUGUAAAAUCAGUUGACAACUUUACUCAUUUAUGUUAGAAAUGUUAGUUAAAAUUUGAAUUUUUGAAAUUUGUGUCUUUAAUUUGUCCUAUGUAAUAUUAUCUAGCUGUGAAAUAUGAUUAUAUUCUUAACUGGAAUAACUUCAUCAAAAAUGGUAUUUUUGAAAAUUUUAGUAUUUUGUUUCCUAAAACACUUGGAGCUUAAUGUAAAAAUGUUACUAUACACAAAAAUGUAUUUUAACAACUCAUGAACUUGGUUUGACAAGGUACUGCUUUAGCAUAACUCAGAAACACUCAGAAAAAAAAUUAUGUAAUUCUAAAUUUUCCUGAUGGUUGAAAAUAUUAACUUAAUAUAAGUUAAAUUUUUCAAGAUCAACAAAUAUUUUGAAUGAUGUCAUUGGCUGUUUAUGCUAUUCAUCAACUUAGCCAACAUAUGAAGUUAGAACCUUGUCAAAACAGGUUUAAAAGCUGUCAAAUAUCAGAGUUCCUACCAGUUAAGAGCAAAUGUACAAGCUAGGGGUCAUUAAGAUCAGGAAAUAAAUGUUCAAGUACAUUUGUGAGCAGAGUAAGUAGAAUAAUGUAGCUGUAAUUAAAGAGCCCCCUCCUUUUUUUUUACUAAGUACAGUAUAAACAAUAGAGUGAAUUUGAUUGCUAACGCUUAGCCCUCUUGUUUUCUCUCCAAGUUUAAUUUUUAAAUAAAAAAAUAUAUAAAUAAAACAUUAAUAAUAAAAUAAAUAAUGAUAAUAAUUAUAAAAUAAAUUUCAUAAAAAUAAAAAUCUGAGUAGGAUCAGGGAUUGUCUUCCAACUCUUGGAAUUUUUUUUUUCUAAAAAAAAUGUAAACAGUAGGGACUCUGCAUAUACAUCUGUGAUUUCUUAUGAAUAAGUAAUCAUAAUAUUUUUGUUUUCACUGUGAUACUUUUCAGUGUCUAAACGUUAAAUUGAAGCUGCGAGACAUGUCCUUGCUUUUGUUGAUGAUUCCGGUGCUUAUUGUCAGUUAGGCUUAUUGACAAAAGAACUUCUUGUUCUUUUAUCUGAUUUUUAGUGAAAUCAAUAACAUGAAAUAUUUAAACUUAUUCAUAAGAUAUAUUUUUUUUAAUUGUAAAUAUAAAAUGCAUAAACUAAUGAAUUUUAAUUAUUACUUUGGAAUUAGAAAAUUUUAUAUAUUAUUUUGUUGCAACUAUCAAAUAUUUAAUAUUAUGUUUUAUUGUUUAGUUUAAAAAUAUUGUAGCGUCAUAGAUUUGCCAUUUUUUAUUCUUUGAAACUCAUAUUCAUUUGUUACAUAUGAAUCAAAAAUACAGCUACUUUUUUUUUAAAAAAAGAUGAACUUGUUUUAUGAAAAGUAAUUAGCUUGUAUUAUACAUAAUCACUUCCAGGAAAUUGUUUUUUGAUUUUAUAUUUUAUUAUUUAUGAUUAUUAAAAUAAUUUCCUUCAGAUCUGUUCAGUCCUGAACAGACAAAGUUGCUUCUUCCGUAUGUGAAAUUCUAAUUCUCAUUAUUGGAAUGAUGCUCAUGGUACAUCAAAUUUAAUUACUUUAUGUUUAUUAAUAUUAUUUAUUUUCACAGAAAAAAAAAUUAUUUUUCAUAUUAGGGUAAUUCCACUGGUUAUUUAUUGACAUUUUUAAUGCAAAUAAGUAAGUAUUUUCUAACAUUCAACACAAAAUAUACUCUUCAAAAGAUCGUUUCUUCUUAAUUACUUAAUUUUUUGAACUUAAUUUAAUGAUGUAAUUGAACUCCUAAAAUACAUUUUGGAUGAUUUUUAAAAAUAUAUUAAAAACUGGGUAACUGACAGACAAUUACAAAAGUAACAUCUCAAUCAGUUCCCAUGUUUUAAAAAAUUAAAAAUGAACCAAAAUAUGUUUCGAAAGUUCUGUUAUACCAUUAAAUUUAGUUAAAAAAAUACAAUAAUCCAAGGAUAAGGACUUUCUGUGCAAUGUAUAUUUCGCAUUGCAAGUUACAAAGUACUUACAAUUUUGUUUUUAACACUUUCAGGUCUGAGCUAUUUCAACCGCAUAUCUCUCUCCAGACUGGGGGUUUUCGGCCCUUUGCAUGAUUUUUUAAAAAAAUACUUGGAAGAUGUGUAUCUUAGUAAAUUUUAUUGCAUUAUAUUCUUCAAAAUGUUUCCUUUCAUAAUGAAGGAACUAUUUGAAUGAAAUUGGAAUCAAUUUUCAGUAAGAAAUCAUCGAAAAAAACAUGUUUGAAACUAAAAAAAAUAAGUUCCGCCUAGGAAAACAUCCUUUUUAACAAUAAAAGUUUACAUAGACUAAAUUAAAAACUUACCUCAAUCUUGAACAAAUGUCCGAAAGUAGGUUUAAUUUGUAAACAUUAUUUAAUAAAUUUGGUUUUUGUAAGGUACAUUUCAAAGCACAAGCUCGAAUUAAAACCCCCAGUUAAAUUACCAGUCAGUUGCUCUUGGAAUUGUCCAUUACGGUUAUGAGUAGAAUUUGAAGACAGAAAAUGAUUCUCUGUAAAAGGAUUAAAAUAGAUAAAGUUUCAAUUACAUAAAUUCGCUAUUUCUGUCUAUUUCUUAAAUUAAAUAUGAAGGAUGUUAACAAAUGAUUAAAAUUAAUAUAGUUAACCCUUAAAUCAUUAUCAUACUUGAAGUACAAAAGAAACAAUGAGUAGCAGGUUCUGGGCCCAAUCAAAAUGGUCUUUGUGUAAUUUUACCAUUCCAUAACAAAGAUGAAGUGCCCUCUUAGAAUCAUUCACCUCAUUGUAAAUAACAACUGCUUCCUGCAACUUCCAAAUGCUUGCCCAAUUGCAGUGGUAAUUUUUCCUAAUUUCAAGAUUAUUCUGAUAGUUUAAAAACAAUAACCUCUUUCUGUCUCCUUUGUAAAAAUUCAACGUAUCUAUUUUAAUAAACUUAAAUAGCAAAAAUAAUAUUUUUCCUCAAGACUAUACAGUUAAAAUUUUUAAAGCCUGGAAUAGAAAUCAGAAUCAACAAAUCAACUCACUAACACAGAAGCUGUCUAUACAACCCUUUCCAAAAAGGCCAUAUCUUGAUAAGAUGAUGAAAACGGAACAGCAGAGUCCAAAUGAAGUCUUACGAAACUUCUGCAUGAUUAAAAAAGUUUGGAUUGAUGGUUUUAUUAAUGGCUUAAUCAACUCUUUAGAAUUAUUCAUAAUAGUUCUUUUGUGAAAUCGAAGUAUUCAUUUUUAUUUUUACAAUGCCACACUGCUGACCAAAGUUUAAUUGUUGAUCUAGUCUGACUGUCAGGAGAGGGCACUUUGCCAGACCUCGUUUCAGAAGCAUCCAUUUUUUAUGAAUGUGAGUAUCAUUGAGAAAAAUUGAAAUGGAGUGGCAAAAGUAUGGUUGUAAUAAAGAACUUGAACCUUGUAGUUUUUCCUUUUCGCCAACUAAAGCAGUUAUUGCCGUACCUAAGAUAUAUCAAUAAUAAAAUAAUCACAUAACAGAAACAUAUUAUGAGGUUAUAAAUACUUUAUUUUCCAUUCUGGUUAACUCGCUCUAAAAAUCUUAAAUAUUAAUCAUUUCGUAAAUUAUUUCUUUGCAAUAAAAAUAAACAUCAACCAACUUCAAUCAGCAAACAAAAAAUUUAAUUAUCCCAUUCACGAUAUUUACUGUUACAUCAAUUGAAAUAAAUUAACUUAUUAAUUUUAACCAGAACAAUGAAAACUCUUUGGUUUUUGUACUUUUUCAGGGUGCCAAAGUUUGUACUUGAGAUUUUGAAAGAAAACUUCUAUAUAAACUUCGUAAACAUUAUAAAAUGCUCCAAAAUGUCCAUCAACAAACUUGUCAGCCAGUUUCAAAGAUGUGCGUUUGCGUGUUGCAAUUAAAUGCUACUGUACCUAAUUUUUUGCAGCCAAGUUGCUUAGUUUGAUAUUAGCAGCAGUUUAUAACUCUUGUGGUGCAAGUUAUCACCCAAACAAUAACGAAAACUUAAUCGACUCGAGUAAUUAUUAGCACUUGACCUGUCUUGAAAAAGCACUCACAACACAGAUUUAAAACAUCACAUGUUGAAAUGUGCCAUACAUGGUAAAUAACACUUAUAGUGGGAAGCAUUUUUUAUACAGAUGGUUUGAUAAAAUGCAAUUCUGGCAAAAAAAAUUGUACUGUUAAAAUUUUAUUAAGAAAAACAGAUAUGAAAUCUGUUUCAGAAGCUCAAAGUUUUAGUUGCAAUUUUCUGCUCUAUAAAAAAAUAUUUCAUAACUUUUUCUAGAAGAAUUAUUGCAGUUAAAAUACACAGAAUAUCUUUUUAUAUAAUUUUGUGUUGGAAUGUAAUUAUUAACAGCAGUUUUUUCAUCUGUCACAAAUGAAAAGUUUUCAGAACAUAUUCCUUGAAUAUACAUAUAAAAUAAAUGAAAAGGUUUGUGAGAGUUUUGUAAAAUAAUGUUGUGUGAGAAAAACCAAAAAUUUUAUUAUUUUCCUAUGUGAAUGUUAGUGUUAUUUGUUGUCUAUGGAAAUAUAUCUAUAUACACAACAUUGUUUCAAUCAUACUUUUUUAAGCAACAUGCAUAUUUUUCUGCAUGUUGUAAAGUGUUGUUUUUAAUUUUUCUUUUUGCUUUGUAAAUAUAUAACUUGUUGAUUCGUUUCUUUUAUUGCUGGACAUUGUACAUUUUGUUAUGUUUGGAAUCACUUAACACUAUUUUAAGUGUUAUGUUUGUAUGUGUAUUAACAUUCAUUGUUAAGUUCAUUUUACUUUAUGAAGUAUUUGUAAUUGCUAUUAAAUGUUUUUUUUAUUUAA